Podospora pseudocomata is the source of this 984-nucleotide messenger RNA. RefSeq lists its product as uncharacterized. The record is from RefSeq and is a predicted model, not a curated record. The transcript has a single exon. Bases 1 to 984 code for a protein of 327 amino acids. NCBI's taxonomy places the organism in Eukaryota, Fungi, Ascomycota, Sordariomycetes, Sordariales, Podosporaceae.
AUGGUCUCCUACACCGAGAUCCUCUCCUCCAACGCCCUCAUCACCACCUCCACCACCCCCCUCCGCGUCGCUGUUUUCGUCGGGGGCACCUCCGGCAUAGGCAAGCUCACCAUCCGCGCCCUGGUCGCAACAGGCACCCCCAUCAAAAUCUACCUCCUCGGCCGAAAACCCUCCCAAUCGCGCACCCUCCCCUUCAUCAAAGAACUGCACACCCUCAACCCCAAAGCAGAAAUCAUCUUCACCGAAGCGGAAGUCUCCCUCCUUGUCGACGUAAAAAGAGUGUGCAGCCACAUUUCAUCCCUCGAAUCCAAAAUCGACUUGUUGUUCCUCUCCGCCGGCUUCGCACCCUGGGGGGGACAGCGGAAAGAAACUGCCGAAGGGCAUGAGGUGGCGCAGGCGUUGGAGUAUUACUCCCGCAUGCUCUUCAUUCUCCACCUUCUCCCUUUGUUGGACAGUGGAAGGGUGGUUAGUGUUUUGGGUGGGGGGAUGGAGACAACCUACUUUCUCGAUAUGGAAGACUGGGAGUUGAAAAAGGAGGGGAAUUUCACUAUUUGGAGGGCGAGGCCGCAGUAUAUUGGGAUGAACACCAUUAUGCUGGAUAGGUUAGCCAAGGAGAACCCCAACGUGACCUUUAUACAUUCACUGCCUGGGGCGGUGGAUACAGGGAAUGUAAGACGGGGUUGGGAUGGAAAGUCAAUUCUAGGAUGGGCUUUUAUCCGGUUUAUCGAGGGGGUGAACUGGCUGGUGGCCUUUUCUGACGAGGAGUCUGGACAGAGACAUUUGUUUCAGAGCACCAGCGCUGCUUUUGGGGGGCGCGGUGUGCCGUGGAGUGGUGAGGCGGGUAGAGCUACGGCGGGAGGGUUGUUUCUUGUUAGCAACAAGUGCGAUUGUACGCCUAAUACGAAGGUGGUGGAUCAGCUUCGUGACAAGGGGCAGGAGAAGUUGUGGGGGCACACGAUGGAAAUUCUCGGGCCAUAUUUGUAA